Messenger RNA from Dendroctonus ponderosae (mountain pine beetle), 2161 nucleotides. RefSeq names its product F-box/LRR-repeat protein 7. The record is from RefSeq and is a predicted model, not a curated record. Gene Ontology annotation, molecular function: protein binding. The coding region runs from base 283 to 1527 and encodes 414 amino acids. The transcript is spliced from 3 exons. Lineage: Eukaryota; Metazoa; Arthropoda; Insecta; Coleoptera; Curculionidae.
CAGGCGGAUUUUGGCUUUCUUUUUAAUGUUCCCUUAAAGUACACUUAAAUUAAAGCACAAGUCUCAACUGUCACUCGGCAACGAGUCUUAAAUUGUGGUGAAUAUUGAGACAGAAGUAUUUUGAUUUUUUACCUAAAUUUUAAAAAAAAUCAAGUAAAUGUUAAGAAUCUAAUAAUAAAUCAGAGGCUUUGCAAGGAUUUUUUGUACGUGAAAACUACCUAACCCAGUUUUUUCCUCAAUUGAGUUACGUCAGCAUUAAAAAGCGCUAAUUAAAGCGAAACAAUGCAUAAACGGCCCAUUUUUGGGGACAACCAGCUAAUGACGACUAUUUUUCAUAACUACUCGGCUUCGGAAAGUGAUGAGCACUGCGAUGAUCUCGGCGAGAAACUCGCCCAAGAGCAACGUUUCGCCUACAACACUCUCCCUUUUGUGUUUGAGCUGUUGGACACAUUUUCGCUGAUGCGAUGUGGGCAAGUUUGCAAGUUGUGGCAUGAUCUGGUGUGCGAUUGGAGGCUCUGGCGCUCCAUCGAGUUGUACGGUUGCAAAGUCAGUUUCCCCAAAAUGAUGAACGCUUAUAAAGACCGCAGCAUUGUCGCCUUGAAACUGAUUGACUGCAAGCUGAAGAAGCAAGGACCCAAGGACAAUUUGUGGGAGUUUCUUGGAGGGAACCGAGAGCUGAAGGUGUUGGAAGUGAGUGAUUGUCCCUCCCAGCUGAUAAAGAUGCUGCCGAACCAGAACCGAUGUCUGGAGACGGUUAGGGUUAGUCUUGUAUGCUGCGCAACUGGCAUGAAGCUGAACCUGGACCUAAUUUUUCUACUGCCUAGACUGCUCGAGUUGAAGCUUUAUUGCAACAGGGAGUUGGACAAUUUCCACGGCCUGUUCGGCAACUUGGGCAACUUGAGACACCUCUAUUUGUUGGGGGUGAAAAAUCUGGAUCUACAGCUUCUUCACACCGUGCAAAUACCGAAAUCCUGCAGACUGGAGUCCUUGGGGUUGGGCGAUUGCCAGUUAUUGGCCAACAGUUUCGGCCAGUUCCUCCAAGCUCUGCCGGCAUUGAAGCGACUUCGACUGGAGCGGUGCUCGGAAUGGCAGGCCUUUGUAGUCUUGGAGAGUAUCAGCAAAUGCGCCCAGUUGGAAACGCUGGAGCUGCUGGACUUUAACAUUAACAAACAGUUCGAGAUCGGGCUGAGGCUGUGCACCAACUUGAAGCAACUGACUGUUAUUCCCAAUCCCCAUCGGUUUCAAAUGGGCGCGUUUAAUGCACGAGUGUUUCGAGGAUCGUGCGGCCUGAAGCGCACGCUCAAAAAGUUCACUUGGGGGUUUUCCAGGAAGUACAUGGACUAUUUCUUCAGAAUGUACAAAACUGUGAACCGAGUGCCCUUUAGUGAUGGAGACGAAAUCUCCAAUGCGUCUGAGCUGAUUUUGCUCGAAGAUCUGGAGGAUCGGCUGCAAGCCGAGAUGAAAGCCACCCAGAUUGUUGUGACUACGUCGAUAACGUCUGGGGACGUUUUUUCUAUACGUCCAUAAUCAUAGACGACGAGUUCGCAGCAGGGGCGGAUCCAGCUUUAAAGUCAGGGGGGGGGUUAUGUAGAAAAAUACAGUCUUCUGUUAUCUAUGAAAUUAGAAAAAUGAUCGUUGUUAAUUUAAUUUUUAAUUUUUCGAGUCAGAAAUYAUUCYAUUCAAAGUSUUUCUGCCCAGUAUCGGGCUACGUCUAUGGCAUUUUCAUUUGCAAUUCACAGAGGCGCUGUUGGUCUUCCUCAGUUUUCCACUUCAGGUUGUUUGUUUUUACGGGUGCCACGCCAGUUCGUAUUCUGUUCAGCGUUCUCCAUGUCUUCCAGUCCAAAUUUGACCCUGCACAGGGGCUUUCGUUGAUAGGGAAUUUGUCGAUUUGUCGAGGGAUUUUUUAGUUGGAAAAUCCACUUGAACAUAACGCUGCUUUUUUCGAAGUUUCUCAAGAACCAUUCGAGCCAGAGAAUCCGUUUUGGCAUCGUUGGAUAGAGAAUUGAAUGGGGGGGUUAUGACUCCCAUGACCACCCCCCUGGAUCCGCCCUUGGUUCGCAGAUUUUGUUUUCCGUACAUUAUAUGUGUUUAUGUUCCAAUAAGAGGAAUCAAAUUUGUUCGUCUAAAUUAAAAAUGGAUUUGUUUCCAACAGAUUUCUUUA